This is a messenger RNA of Eimeria mitis, 237 nucleotides long. RefSeq lists its product as uncharacterized. The transcript has a single exon. Lineage: Eukaryota; Apicomplexa; Conoidasida; Eucoccidiorida; Eimeriidae. The coding region runs from base 1 to 237 and encodes 78 amino acids. The record is from RefSeq and is a predicted model, not a curated record.
AUGCGUCUGCGGCUGCCCCCAGUUCGCGUGCUGCAGCAGCAGCAGCAGCAGGAGAAACAACAGCAGCAACACAAACAACAGCAGCAGCAGCAGCAGCAGCAGCACCGCCAGCAGCAGCAGCAGCACCGCCAGCAGCAGCAGCAGCAGCAGCAGCAAGGGGGCAUAUACCCUCAUACACUCUACCCCCGGGAUACCCCAUGCCCCAUACAUGCGUUCCUCCUACAUGUGUGCUGCUGA